UCAUUUCCGUCCAAGAAUGCUCAUAAAGUGGCCGCAGUCUUGAUUUAUCCCCCGUUUCUCCCCUUGAUACCAUGGAAAACUCCCCAAAAGCACCACCAGGAUUGCAGGCGCUCUUCAAGGAGUGCCACCGAGUGUAUCCCGACCAGAAGAAUCCGCUGCAAGUGAGCACAAUCCUCAAAUACUGGCUCGGCGGCAAUGACGUCCUCGAUUACAUUUCACUGUACGACCACAAAGGCGAUCCUGCCAGGGAAAUCCCUCCUCACUGGCACUACGUGGCCUUCGGCUUGUCCGAUUUGCACGGCGACGGAAGAGUUCACAUUCCUGAGCCUACGCUGGAUCUGGAAUUCCGUUCAGGAAUGGGCUUCGAGUUGACAUUUCGUCUCCUGAAAAGCAGCGAUCCCAACCAGGGCCCACCAACGUGGCCAGCCAACCUGUUGCAGGACUUGGCGCGGUAUGUCUUCAAUUCCGGGAAUCGCUUCUGCGUGGGCGACAACAUUCCCUGGCCGAAGAAGUCCCUGGACAGCAGCAACUCCAAGAUUAGUCACAUGCUCAUUGCCGAGGACGCUGAACUGAGGCGCACCGAGACGCCGUUCGGAUGGGUGGAUUUCUGCCAAAUUGUCGGCGUGACGAGUGAAGAACUGGAUCGAGCGUCGCGUUGGAAUGGCAAAGGCGUCCUCAAUCUUCUCAGAAACAAUGUCACCACUGGCGGUGAAUUCCUCAUAACGGACAUGAAGAGAGAUAAGAGUGUGUUUGAGCUGUUUCCGGAGACUCUUCGUGAGCUCGAGGAAGAUCUGGAGAGAGAAGGAUCAGACUUAGUGGGUGUGAAUGCUGAAUUUAUCUUUAAGGAGUUUGCGGGGUUCUCUAUCAAGGAGGAAGUCGAGACUGAGGAACAGAGUGAGGAUCCCACGAUGAGCGUGAGCAGGGAGUUCGUGGCCAUGAAGGCUGAGGAGUAUUCGCCCUUCUCCACCUCCAUGAGCACCAGCAAUUCGCUCAGCAUGAGCGGACCGAUUGACUCGAAGCCCAUGACGGGCCACACGGUGUCCCUCAGCGGACUCGAGCUCACCCUCGCGCCGUACGCGGCCAAAUUCCUGGUGCUGGCCAUAAAGGAUCGCAUCAGACACGGUCGCCACUUCACAUUCAAGAGCCAAAAUCUCGCCGUGACAUUUGUGGCGGAAUCCGUGACCGGAGCGAUGGUGAAUCGCCGCAAUCCGUACGUGGUGAUUGGCUACUGGAUGCAGCUUCUCAUCCCCGACGACCUCGUGCCACGCAUGCUGACAUCCUUUGAAGGCAUCACCGAGAAUUCCGACCACCUCAAUCUCCCCACGACAUUCGAAUUCCUCGACAAGGGCCUGAAAAUCAUCAUCGACAACAUCGCCAAGCCGCGUCUGACUGAAUCGAAAAACUCCCUGCCAUGAAAUUGUGCCUUUCAUUUACUUAAAAUAUCAUCAUGUACUAAAAAGCCACCUUUUUAUCUCGUCCGCAAAUUUUCCUCUCCCUCCCCAUGAAGAAUUUAAUAUUAGAGGUAUUAUAUUAUAUAUAUAUACGAGAGAGUGAAUAACACAUUUUCUUUGAUGGCGCGCACGAAACUUCCUCAAUUUUCUCAUCAUCUUCUUAUUACAUUUUAUCUGAAAUUAAUUCAUCAUUUAGGCCAACAUCAAUCACCCGACGAUGAGGCGAGCGAGGCCUUCCGUGGGUGAGACACAAGUGCCACCGUUUUGUUGUGUUUUGCGUGUUUUUGGCCCUCUAAUCGCGCACCCGAGAGAUUCGCCCAACCCCAGCCAAUAUGCCGACAGAGAGAGAAAGAGAGAGAGAGAGAGCAUUUAUUAAGCGGCACAUAAAAAGCAUUCCGUUCUUCUCAAAGAGCCAAAACCUCUGCCGAGGGUGGGUUGAGUGGGGCGAGGGCGACGCUAAAUUUGUCAAGAGUAUAAAGUGGGGCGAAAAAGUUGGGCCAGAGACGAUGACAGAGGGUGGAUGAUGAGAUCAACUCUCAUAUACAUUUUUGCCGUGUCAAGUAAUGCCUUAACAAUAAAGAUAU
Molecule: messenger RNA, 2035 nt
Organism: Phlebotomus argentipes
Lineage: Eukaryota; Metazoa; Arthropoda; Insecta; Diptera; Psychodidae
Gene: Su(fu)
Product: suppressor of fused homolog
Exons: 4
Coding region: 72-1415 (447 amino acids)
Cellular component (GO): cytoplasm; nucleus
Molecular function (GO): transcription factor binding
Source: RefSeq, a predicted model, not a curated record